This is a messenger RNA of Drosophila gunungcola (fruit fly), 11563 nucleotides long. Its product is annotated as cubilin homolog. The record is from RefSeq and is a predicted model, not a curated record. NCBI's taxonomy places the organism in Eukaryota, Metazoa, Arthropoda, Insecta, Diptera, Drosophilidae. Gene Ontology annotation, molecular function: calcium ion binding.
GCCGGCAGCAGCACAGUCUGACAUUGAUAUUCCAACGGAUCGGAUCUUAUUAUUAUUUUUUUUUUCUGGUGUUGAAGUUUUUGUUUUAAGUUGUUUUUUAAAGUGACGAAAUGAACGGAUCUGCGGGAAGCAGAAUCCUAUCCAUCCUUCUCAUUACAAACAUUUGGCCUUGGGUCGAAUGUUUUGUCAACUCGCCCAAAAUUAUAAGCAAAGAUGGGAAUUUGAUUUUCGAGUCCGGAGCCAAUCGCAAUAUCAGUUUUCGACUGAACGGAAUUUCACGGCUCACGAUCAACGAUGAGUACGAUGUGAUGGAGAUUUUAACGGCCAGCAGUGGUGCCAAAAAGCGAUCCGGCGGCGCCAAGGAUGAAUGGAACACCGCCGAGGAUUUUGUGGAUGUGAGAGAGCUUUCCGAUCAGUUGUCUGAUUUCCAACGGAGAGCCUUUGGACCCAAUGGCUUAAAUGAUAAGCUACGAUUGCAGCAGAACAGGACUCGCGGAUCGUUGGCCCUGAUGCGGCGUUUCCAGACGCGACUUAGGGCGGUGGAGAACCGGGUGGAUCGUUUGAAGACACAGAUUGAGACGAACAGCUGUGCAAGUGGACCCUGCGACAAUGGAGGCACCUGCUACAACACCUUCAAUGGCUUUCGCUGCCAAUGCCGGCCGGCCUUUGAGGGCACCAAAUGCGAGGUGGACGUUAACGAGUGCGCCCUGUACGAGGGCACCGAUCUGGGCUGCCAGAAUGGCGGCCAGUGCCAGAACCAGUUCGGAUCGUACAGCUGCCUGUGCCAGCCGGGCUGGCAUGGGAUGCACUGCAGCCAGCGCAAGGCGGACUGCUCGCAGUCGAGUGCCUGGGAGCUGUGUGGCCACGGAUCCUGUGUGCCCAGCUCCGACGAUGCCAGCUAUCGGUGCCUGUGCGAGCCGGGCUGGAAGACCAAUGGCCUGACGCCCGUUUGUGGCGAGGAUGUGGACGAGUGCAGCGAUACGGCGGCCCACACGCCCUGCUCCACCAAGUGCAUCAACCUGCCGGGCAGCUUCACCUGUGCCCCCUGUGCAGCCGGCCUGACUGGGAACGGGGUGAGCUGCCGCGACGUGGACGAGUGCCAGACGAACAACGGGGGCUGCAGUCUCAGUCCCAAGGUGGACUGCAUCAAUUCCUACGGUUCGUAUCACUGCGGCGAGUGUCCGCUGGGCUGGACGGGUGAUGGCCGAAAGUGUGAGCGGAGUGCCCAGGAUUUCGAUGCCCAAAGUGGUGGACAGCCGCCGAGAAGCUGCCCGGCGGGCAACAAUCCCUGCUAUCCGGGAGCCAGCUGCUUCGUGAUCUCCGGCACCGCCUCCUGCCGUUGUCCAGUGGGCAUGGUCGGCUCUGGCUAUGGCCUCAUGGGCUGCGUCAAUGGCACGACCACCAAUUGCCUGGGAAGUCCCUGCCUGAACGAUGGCAUUUGCUUGGACGCCGGACCCUCGAACUUCACCUGCAUAUGUCCCAGUGGCUUCCGCCUGCCGAUCUGCGAGCCGGUGCCGAGUCCCUGCGACUUGCAUCCCUGCAAGAACGGAGGCCGAUGUCGCCAGACGGUGACGGGUGGCCAAAACGACUUCGUGUGCCAGUGUACACCGGGCUACAGGGGUCGACUCUGCGAGACGCGUUUCAGCAGCUGCAACGGGAUGCUGAGUGCGCCGAGCGGACGACUGCGGUACCCGCCGGAGGGCACCGGAUACGAGCACAAUGCCCAAUGCGCCUGGGUGAUCCGCACCAACGAAUCGCUGGUGGUCAAUGUGACAUUCCACAGCUUCGACGUGGAGGACGCCACCGAGUGCCGGUUCGAUUGGCUCCAGAUCAACGACGGCCGAUCGGCGGCAGCCCAGAUCAUCGGACGCUAUUGUGGCAGCCAUCUGCCACACGGCGGCAACAUCGUCUCCUCCGGCAAUCAGCUGUACCUCUGGUUCCGGUCCGACAACUCGACGGCCAAGGAGGGAUUCGAUCUCAGCUGGAACUCGAUGCAGCCGCAGUGCGGUGGUCGCCUCGAGUUCGACACCCAUGGCACCCUCGCCUCGCCCGGUUCGCCGGGCAACUAUCCCAAGAAUCGCGACUGCCAGUGGCAACUAGUGGCUCCCAAAAACAAGCGCAUCAAACUGACCUUCUUCAGUCUGCAGCUGGAAGAGCAUGCCAAUUGCAAUUUCGAUUAUGUGCAGAUCACGGACACCAUUUCCGGACGAGAGUUGGCCAAGUACUGCACCACCGGAGCGCCGGCACCGUUGCUGUUGCCCACCCACCAGGCGGAGAUCCAGUUCCACUCGGAUGCAGAGGGCAGCGAUACGGGCUUCCAGCUGCACUAUUCCACGGAGGAGGGUUUGCCCGGCUGCGGAGGCACCUACACCACCAAGCAGGGUACUAUUACCGAAUCAACGCUGGACUAUGCGGAACCCGAAGGCAUUUCCUGCGAAUACGAAAUCCAACUGGCCUUGGGCGAGGCGGUAGAAAUUACGUUUGGGAGUCUGGAGCUGGGGCCACUGGACUGCCUGGAGAUUUGGGAACCCAACCCCGAUGGUGACAUUAUGCACCAGAAGUACUGCGGACCCAAUGCGCCCCGCAAACCACCGGCCCAAGUCUCCCAAGGCAAUCGCUUGAGAGUGAAGUUCUAUGGCCGUGCUGGCCGAUUUGAGCUGCAAUACCGUUUGGCCUGUAACUGGAUAAUAGACGAUGCCACCAAAACGAUCGCCUCGUUGGGAUAUCCCAAUAAUGUCACCAGGGUCGAUCGCAUGUGCCCCUUUACGUUAAUUGCGACCACAAGCUUGAUCAGCUUAAAGGUGAUCGAUUUUCAGCUAAGCAGCGGCGACGACGACGACGAUGAAUGUCUGACCACCAAUUUGAGGUUCAAUGACGGAAAGAAUCGCCGGAUCCUGGGGCCCUACUGUGACAAGAAUCCGCCGCCGAAAACGAUUGUCAGCGAGACCAACGAUCUGGUUAUCCAACUGACGACGGAUGCGAGGAGCACGGGACGUGGCGUGAAGCUGGAGUGGAGUUAUCCGCCCGUGGGAAGCGACCAUUGCGGGGGAGUGUUCUACAAGUCGGGUACCCACAUCCGAAUGCCCGUCGAUUCGGACGGCGAAUAUGCCUCGGACGCCUCCUGUUACUGGGUGAUUGUGGUGCCGGCCCACAAGGCCGUCCGUUUGCACUGGCUGAGCUUCAGCACGGAGGGUUCGUUGGAGUGUAGCUUCGACUAUCUGGAGAUCUACGACAGUCUGAAUGCCCAGACGGGCGAUGAGAAGGCCAAACCCUUGGCCAAAUACUGUGAUAGCCGUGUGCCCGAAGACCUGAUCGUCCAUGCAGGCCAUGUGGUGGUCAAGUUCGUCUCGGACUACAGCUAUUCGGAGGGCGGCUUCGAAUUGGUCUUCACGUUCGAGGAGCCCGCACAGUGUGGCGGACACGUGCAUGCGAACAGUGGUGAGUUGACCUCGCCGGAUUUCCCCGCCAACUAUUCGAACAAUUUGCACUGCGAUUGGCGGUUGACCGGCGGAAUGGGUCAACUGCUGGAGAUUCAGUUGGACCUUUUUGACCUGGAAUUGUCGAGCAACUGCAGUUCGGAUUAUCUGGAGAUAAGGAAUGGCGCCAACACGGAUUCACCGCUCAUUGGACGCUUUUGCGGUCGGAAUAUACCCACCAGGAUACCCAGCCAUACGCAUGAGAUGAGGUUGAUCCUUCACACGAAUGCCGCCAUCAGUGGUCACGGUUUCCGGCUGCGAUGGCGCGUCUUUGCCUUCGGUUGCGGUGGUCAUAUACGCUCCAAUACGGGCGUGAUCAGCUCACCACGCUACCCCAAUCCGUAUCCCCAUUCGAUCCACUGUGACUGGUGGAUCAAAAUGCAUCCCGGAUCGGGUGUUUCGCUCACCUUCGAGGACCUGCAGUUGGAGAGCCUAAGCAAUUGCUACUACGACAGUGUGAAGAUCUUCACGGGCAGCAGGAAACCCAAUCAGAUGGCCGAACGAACUUAUUGCAAGGAACUGGAUGAUCCCAAAGAUCGGCUCAUUCAAAUGGAGUCCAGUGAGGUGACCGUAACCUUCGAUUCCGAUUCGAGCACUGCUCUGCGAGGAUUCCGCAUGGCCUUCAAUGCGAAUUGCGUGCGAAAUCUAACGGCCACGUGGGGUUCCAUCGAGAGUCUGAACUACAUGGAACCCUUUUGGGAGACCAUACCCGUCAAUUGCAGCUGGACGAUACGUGCCCCCAAGGGGAAUGGCAUUCGCCUGGAGGUCUCACAUUGGGAGCGGCAUGAGGAGCACAUGGGAACCGCUGAUAUUCCCAAAGGAUUGUAUAUUGCGGAUGGCAGGAAGGUCCAGGAGAUAGUCGGCCCAGGAGCAGUGAAUGCCAGCGGAGAAGUCCUGACUGUCAUCCACAAUGCCAGCACUGUGAACUUCCAGCUGGACUACCGCAUCGAUGGUUGUCUGGAGGAGCUGCGCGGCGACAGUGGUUCGUUCAAGUCACCCAACCACCCAAAUAUGUAUCCCAACAAUGUGGAGUGCUACUGGCUAAUCACUGUCAAACCGGAAAGAACCGUCGAGCUGACGAUUACCAACUUGGAUCUCGAGGAGAGUCUCAACUGCACCAAGGAUGCACUAACGGUUUCCAAUCAUAAAGACAUUGCGGAAACCCACGAACGUCAUUGUGGCUCUACGGACAAGUUGGUGCUAACCAGUUCCGGGUACCGGAUGCACGUGCGCUUUACCUCGGACGAAUCCCACAAUGGACGAGGCUUCUCAGCCAGCUAUCGAACUGUGAAAGCAUCUUGUGGUGGCAAAAUUUCAACCCGCAACGGAGUGAUCGAAUCGCCCAACUACCCGCUGGGCUAUCCGAUAAACAGCCACUGCGAGUGGCAGGUGGAGGUGUCGCCCCAUCACAAGAUCGUUUUCGAGAUGCAGGACCUGGAACUAGAGUUGGGCAACGACUGCGCCUGGGACUAUCUGGAGGGCUACGAUCUGGCCGAGGACGACACGGAGGGUCGGAGGCUGUUCAAGCUCUGUGGUGAUUUGAAGGAGGAGAACACCCUGCUGAUGUCCGCCACCAAUUUGGCAGUGGUGCGAUUCGUCAGCGAUGACUCCGUCACAAGGAAGGGCUUCCGCCUUCACUUCCACGAGUCCUGUGGCCAAACGAUAAUAAUCGAUGACACGGACUUCGAGUACAUCCAGAUGGCGAGACAGGCGCCGCGUAACGAGAGUUGUCUGUGGGUGCUCCAGGCUCAGGAGGCCAACAAGCGGGUCAGCUUCACGCCCACCCAUGUGAAGCUGCGCGAUGGUGCCAAUAGCCUAUAUCCCACGGAGGGCGAUUGCAUGCCGGUGGGCGUGAAGAUCUACGAGGGUGUGGAGGCGGUGGGCACACCACGCCUCCGCUACUGUCGCUCCCAUCCGCCGGCCUUGAUCUCCAAUGGCCAGGCGCUGACCAUCAGUGUGCCGCUGCAGCUGGUGGAGGAGUUCGAGGGCCACUACAUGACCAUGGACACGUCGUGUGGCAGCUUGUACAACGCCCUGUCCGGUCGGUUCAGUUCGCCGUAUUAUCCCGGCUCGUAUCCGCCGAACAUCGAGUGCAUCUGGAUUCUGGAGGCCAGUGUGGGCAAUUCCCUGAGUCUCACCUUGGAGUCAAUGGACAUGGAGAGGUCGGAGGGCUGCAAUCGCGAUUAUCUGGAGGUGCGCGAGGAUUCGGAGAGGGGUAAGCUCAUCGGGGUAUAUUGCGGCACAGAGGUGCCCGGGGCCAUUCACUCGCGCGGCUCCAUCUGGAUGAAGUUCAAGAGCGACGACGACAAUGUGGGCGAGGGAUUCCUGGCCUCCUACAAUUACGAGCACCACAACGAGCUGAACGGCACUGAUGGCAUCAUUGAGUCACCGCACUACCCGAGCAAGUUCCAGGACACGCAGCCGUACAGCUGGCGCAUCACCGUGGACAAGGAGUACGUGGUGGUGUUGGAAGUGCGUCACCUCAGGGAUCUGGACCAGCCGCACUUGAGCUUCUACGACGGCUAUUCGGACAUUGGGGCACGCAUUGCGUGGGGAGCGGAUGUGCAGGCACCCAUUCGCUCCAGCACGAAUGUGCUGUACUUUACGGCCAAGAGAGGUCCCUUCAAGCUCACCUGGCAGCGUUUGUCCAAGGAGGCACUGCGCUCCAAUCGCACGGCCGAGGAGCAGACGCGAUUGUGUGGCCAGCAGUUGGUGACCAUCGAUCGCUCGGUGAUUGGCUUCCAUUCGCCGGGCUAUCCCAAUGGCUACGAGCUGGGUCUGAAGUGCGCCUGGAGCCUGGUCCCAUCCAAUCCGGCCGUGCAUGCCGUUCUGCAGCUCAGUCAAUUGGACUUGGAGGUAUUUGGCGGGGAAAACGAGUGCAUAGCGGACUAUGUGCGCAUUUCGAGCAGUGGCGAUCUGCAUAACUGGUCGGAUCUGGCCAAACUGUGCUCCCUGCCGAGCGAAACGAAGGCGCGGGUCUUCCACGGGCAGCCCUACCUGCGGGUGGAGUUCGUCACGGACAGUAGUAUCAACAAAACCGGAUUCAAUGGCAUUGUGCGCACCAUGUGCGGUUCGGAGAUUACGGCGUCCAGGGGUCAGGUCAACAUCACGGACGUGCUGCUACGCGCUGGCGGCGGCUCCCAAACGCAGGACUGCAUAUGGCGUUUGAAGGUGCGUCAGGGCAGGCGCAUCAAGCUGGACUUCCCCGACUUCCAGUUGCAGAACAACAACAACAAUGCGGGCAAUGUCCAUGACUGCAGCAAUUACCUACUGCUACGCAAUGGCAACGACGAAGACUCACCCUUCUUGGGUCGUGGCAAGUACUGCGAGGAUGUGGCCCAUGAAGUACUGGAGACCAGUUCGAAUCGGGCCUAUGUGAAGUUCCACUUCACCCCGCUAUCCCGUUCCCUGAUGACCUUCCGCUUCGAGGAGCUGAGUCAUGCCUGCUCCGCUCGCAUACAACUGACUGUUGGUCAGGAUACGCAGACCAUAACAACACCCUACUAUCCCAAUUUGCCACACCCACACUCGGAAUGCAUUUGGAUUGUGGAGGCGCCGCCGGAACAUCGCAUAAUGUUGCAUUUCCAGGGCGAUUUCGAUUUGGUGGAGGCGGAGGAGGGCGGCAAGGACUGCCAGCGGGAGUUUGUCCUCGUGAACGAUGGCAGUACGGAGCUGAAACCGGAAAUUGGUCGCUAUUGUGGCAGUCGCAAGCCGGAUACCCAAUACUCCACCGGCAAUCAGCUGAGGAUACGCUACUACACGGAUGUCUCGGAACCGCACAAGGGCUUCAAUGCCAGCGUGCAGUUGGCCCGUUGCGGCGGCUUCUUCUCCAGUCCCGAGGGCACAAUAGCCUCUCCGCCGCGCGAACUCCUCCAGGUUCACCGGGCCAUCAAGCAGCUGGACGAGUGUGUGUACACCAUUGAGCUGGAGAAGGGUAGCACCAUCGACAUGACCAUCACACAUAUGGACAUACCCAAGCUGGCCAAUGGCAGCUGCUCGCAGCGCCACCACUUGCUGCUGGAGGAGAUCGAUGCCUUCGGCUUGGAUGGUGAGGAGCGCAUCGUGGACACCCUAAUGAUGUGCGGUGUUGAUGGGCAUCACCUGAUGGGCGAGACCAACAAGAUAGUGUUCCGGUAUCGCUUUUUGGACGGCAUUCCGGCGGAGAGUCAGGGCUUUGCCUUCGUUUACAAUUCGCUGGGUUCGCGUUGCGGUGAGACGAUACGCGCCUCGAUGGGCGUCCUCCAGACACCCGGCUACCCGGUGCGUGUGCCCCGUCCGGUGCACUGCGUCUGGUGGCUGGAAGUGCCCAAGGGCAGGAGGGUGCGCCUGGAGAUACUCGACUUCAAUUCGGGUGCGGGUGGCAGGAACUAUGGCGGCAUCGGCGGCCUGAUGACCUUCCAUGGUCGACUCACCGUGGCCAACGACUAUCGGAUGCAGUCCAUCCUGGGACGGUACAACAAUGAUCCGCCCGCCGAGCUAAUAUCCUCGGACAACACAAUGGGCAUCGACACCUUCCUGCUGCCCAUUGGCCACGGUCGUGGCGUCAAGCUGCGAUUCAGUGCCUAUGGGACCAGUUCGUGCCCGCAUUUCGCCUUCCAGCAGAACGUCGCCAAGGAGAUGGAGUUCAGGCGCGAUAAUGUCAGCAAUCCCGUGCACUGCAGCUACAGUAUCAGACCGGAGGUCAACCACACCAUCCUGAUUCAGGUGAAGCAGUACAACACAACCUCCGUGAUGAUGCAGAAUUCGCAUCUCUGCUCGCUGCUCUCGCCGCUCAAGAUGAACCGCUUGGACCACGAGGAGGCUUUGAUGCAGCGAAUCCUCUGCAACUAUGCGCCGCCUCCCGGCAAGUUGCCGCCAUCCAUCCGGGUGCCCUUCCCCCUCCAACUGGUCGUCUCUGGCACCACCCGCAACUCGUUGUCCAAUCUCGUGCUGGGCUACAGCAUGCAGAACUGCGGAGGCGGUAUCUUUCUGGAACCGGGCGACAAUAUGACGGUGCAACAGCCAUCGGGAAUGGAGGCGAUUGUGGGGGCCAUCGACUGUGCCUGGGCCAUUGGACCCUAUUUGGAUGCCGGCGGCGAGGACGAGGUGAUGCCCCAGGACAUCCAGCUGGAGGUGUCGCUGCAGGUCAACCUGCCCACGCCGGCUCCGGCAGCAGGAUCCGAGGAAUCCCCCUGUCAGCACCACUUCCUCAAUGUGUACAACGGACCCGAUCAGAGCUCGCCAUCGCUGGGAGUGUUUUGCAACCAGGCCAGCGCUGUGAAUAUAGUGGUGGAGCGCGGUCUGUUCCUGGAGUACCACGCGGAUAGCUUCUCGCCCAACGCCACCUUCAACGUGUCCAUCAAGUACGGAUCGGGAUGCGGCGGCAAGCUGACCUAUCCGUAUCGGCCCAUCGAUUUCAGUGAGCAGUACAAGAACAAUGUGGAGUGCAUUUGGGAGGUGGAGGCCACGGCGGGCUAUCACAUUGGACUCACCUUCCAUGGUCGCUUCUACAUUGAGGACAGCGCGGGCUGCACCAAGGACUAUCUUCUCGUUCAGCAGCGUAAUGACACCACUGGCAAUUGGACCGAUCUGCAGCGGAUUUGCGGUCGUGCUCCGCCGGAUAUGAUCAACACUACAUCGCCGUAUCUGCGCCUGAUCUUCCGUUCCGACGACCAAAUGGUGGGCGAUGGUUUUCUGGCCAAAUUCGAGCGCAAUUGCGGUGGCCUGCUGUUCGCCAACGACGAUGAUGACGAAGGGCCGCAGCAGCUGACCAGUCCGGGUUACCCAACUGGCUAUGAGAAGAAUUUGCAAUGCAAUUGGACCAUUGUGCCCGGAAAUCCUUCGAUGGGUGGUGUACUGAUCACCUUCGAGCAAUUCGAUUUGGAACAGUCACCCAUUUCGGUUUGCCUGUUUGACAAUCUAACCAUUACCACCAAGGACAAGGACAAGGAGCCCGUACAGACCACACUCUGUGGCGUGAAACAUGGCCACACAUACCGGGCCAAGGAAUCGAUCAACCUGCUCUUCCGCACUGACAGCAGUUUCUCGGGUCGCGGCUUCGUUCUGAACUACAGCAGUCGCCUGUGCGGUGGCAUGAUAACCCAAACGACACAGAUUCAAUCGCCCGCGCAGCAUACGGAUAAUAAAUUGCCACCCGGCAGUGAUUGCUAUUGGUAUUUGACAGCACCGGUGGGUCAUAAGUUCACCAUUAAGUUCGAAAUGCUUGACUUCGAGCCGCAUACGAACUGCGACUAUGAUGGUGUGGAGCUGUAUUCCGGACCCAUUCCACAUGCCCGGCAAAGACGUGGUCGUUUCUGUGGUCACAUCAACGAGGAUCUGCCCGUGAUCAGUAUACCCGAGGAGCGGGGCAUCAUACACAGCUAUUCGGAUGAUCGCCAUCCGUCGCGGGGAUUCAGUGCGUUGGUUCGAGUGAUGCGAAAUUGCGAUCAGCAAAUCGCACUGAAUGGCUCCACGCGCUAUGCUUUCCGGGAGUUCAGCAACCAGGACAGCAUGGGCUACGAGCACAAUCUCGACUGUAAUAUCGUCUUUCGGGUGAACUCGGAUCAGCAGAUCAGUUUGCAGUUCGAGAGUUUUCAUGUGGAGCAAUCGCUGAAUUGUGGCAAGGAUUUCGUGGAGCUGCGCGAUGGGGCCGGACCCUUUGCCGACUUAAUUGGCAAGUUCUGCGGUCAGGAUCAGCCGCCGACGAUGAUCACCACCAGGCACACACUGUUCCUGCGCUUCUACACCGACGAGCGGAUCAACGAUUCCGGCUUCGAGCUCACCAUCAACGCGGUGCCCCGCCUUUGCGACCGUGCCAGCCACCAGUUGGCCGCCGACGGAGUCAAACAGGUCACCAUUGAGUCGCCGGUGGGAUCGCCGGGCGGCAUCUACGGCAGCGAGGUGGCCUGCCACUGGCGCAUCCUGGGCGAUGUGCCACUGAGUGUGCAGUUCCUCUUCUUCGAUCUCCAUGGACCCGAUGCCAACGGCAGCUGCGUGGAUGACUACCUCAAGAUCUACAACAGCGAGGACGCCGAACUGGUGGAGCAGGGCUUCGGCAGCGAGCUGGUCUUCAAUGGCCAGACCUCCGGGCACGACUUCAUCAACUACGCCACGGAGCACGUGUACUGCGGGAACGUGAAGCCGGACACGUACUAUGCGAAUGCCAACGAGGUGUAUCUGAAGUUCCGGUCGAAGGGAAUGGAGAAGCGGACCCGAUUCCAGGUGCAGGUGUCGCUGACCUCCAAUGCCGAGCGCCACUACGAGGGACUGCAGGGCAGGGUGCGUCUGUCGCAGACCUCCAAUUGCGACAUCACCAUCCGGGCACCGCCCAACCACACCCUGAGUCUGUACUACAACGAGCUCGUCUUCGGCACCUACGACUGCAAGGUGGAGAGCCUGGACGUCUUCGACAGCACCAAUCGAUCCCUGCAGCACGUCUGCUCCUUUGUGGACGUGGGCAAGAGCCUGUUCAGCUCGGCCAGCGAACUGCGGCUGCAAAUGAAGACGGGCUCGUUUCUGACCACCCUGGACCUCACCUAUCUGGCCAGUCCCGCCGAAAGGGGUCCCGGCUGCGGCGGAGAGUUCUACAACACCCAGGGCGUCUUCGCCAAUCCCUUCUAUCCGGCCAAUGUGCGCAACAACUCCGAGUGCCAGUGGAACAUCCGAGUGCCCAGCAACAAUAUAGUACUGCUCAAUUUUGAGGUUUUCAACCUGGGCUCGAAGAGCACCUGCCACACGGACUAUCUGCUGAUCCUGGAGCGGGAUGAGUCUGGGGAGGAGCUCGAGAUGCAGCGCUUUUGUGGCGAGGACAACCCCAAGGUAUACAAGAGCCAGCGCAGCCAAGUGAUGGUCCGAUUCCACAAGACGGUCAACUACGAUGGCAUCGGCUGGGUGAUUCGAUUCGCCGGGGUCUACUCCAACUACCAAGUACCUAGAUAUUUAUUGGGCGGUUAAUCCCCAAGUCAAUAUUCAAAAGCCAGCCAAAUAACAAUAAUUUUAAAAUGUAAUAUGUGUAUCUCAAUAAAUUGAACAUUUUUCAGGCCUAAAAGAUUUUAAUAGUCAAUGAAAAUAAUGAUUAUAAUAGCCAAAGCAAAUAAUGAACUAUUCUU